Setaria italica (foxtail millet) is the source of this 669-nucleotide messenger RNA. RefSeq lists its product as uncharacterized. The record is from RefSeq and is a predicted model, not a curated record. The transcript is spliced from 2 exons. The coding region runs from base 1 to 669 and encodes 222 amino acids. Lineage: Eukaryota; Viridiplantae; Streptophyta; Magnoliopsida; Poales; Poaceae.
AUGGCGGGGUCGUCAUUAGUGAGUUCCUGCAAAAUAACGGGUGAGGGCUACGGCUGCUCGACAUCUGAGGAUGGGGCGACCGAGGUGGGAGCAAGAGCAUCGAAGGGGCUGGACAUGAGGAAGUCGAGCUGCGACGGAUCGUCAACCUUCAACUUUGAGCGGCUCCGCUCCUACGAAGACCCAUUCUACGACAUAGUACUCGGCAAAAGAUCCUAUCCUAUCAGGAGAGUCGUCCUGCCGGUCACGUUCGGCACCCCCGACAACUACCGCACUGAGCACCUUACCUUUGAGGUUGCCAACUUCAAGACCUCCUACCAUGCCAUCAUUGGCAGGCCAAUGCUGGCGAGGUUCAUGGUGAUUCCCAACCAUACUUACCUCGUCCUCAAGAUGUUGGCUCCAAACGGCGUCAUCUCCAUCUUCGGCAAUGUUGAAAUGUCCUACAAGUGCGACACGGAAGCGGUGCAGCUCGCCGAGACCCUGGAGUACUCGGCCAACACCACCAUGAUGCUCGCCGAGUCCAAGAAGGUGGACCAAAGUCAUCUGACGAUCCUAGAGGUGGACCCAAUGUCCAUGGCGCUACAGCCUGACUUGCAAGUUAAGAAGAUCAGCCUUGGCCUGGAAGAUCCCUCCAAGACGGCUCUCAUCAGGGCUGGCCUCACCCCCAAAUAG